This is a messenger RNA of Nestor notabilis (Kea), 645 nucleotides long. RefSeq names its product tumor protein, translationally-controlled 1 (gene TPT1). The coding region runs from base 1 to 417 and encodes 138 amino acids. Gene Ontology annotation, molecular function: calcium ion binding. The record is from RefSeq and is a predicted model, not a curated record. The transcript has 4 exons. Gene Ontology annotation, cellular component: cytoplasm. NCBI's taxonomy places the organism in Eukaryota, Metazoa, Chordata, Aves, Psittaciformes, Psittacidae.
AUGGUCACCAGGACAGAGGGUCAAAUUGAUGACUCUCUAAUUGGUGGCAAUGCCUCUGCUGAAGGUCCUGAGGGAGAUGGAACAGAAGCCACAGUCAUAACCGGUGUUGAUAUAGUAAUAAACCACCAUCUGCAAGAAACCAGCUUUACAAAAGAAUCCUACAAGAAGUACAUCAAGGAUUACAUGAAAGCAAUCAAAGCCAGACUUGAGGAACACAAGCCAGAGAGAGUAAAGCCUUUCAUGACAGGGGCAGCAGAACAAAUCAAACAUAUCCUUGCGAACUUCAAAAACUACCAGUUCUUUGUAGGAGAGAACAUGAAUCCAGAUGGUAUGGUGGCUCUCCUGGAUUUCCGUGAGGACGGUGUGACCCCGUAUAUGAUUUUCUUUAAGGAUGGCUUAGAAAUCGAGAAAUGUUAACAAAUCAAACAUUAUGGUUUUGGAUCACCUGUCUUCAUAGCUGGCUGCUGUUUCUUCUUCAUCGGCACAACACCAGGAAUCGGCAAUGUCUAACUGGACUGAUGUCAUCUUGAGCUUUAUUCACUUACUUUGACCCUGAUUUGGAGUGGAGGCAUUGUUUUAAAAAAGAAAAAAAAAAACCAUCUGUCAUGUAGAUUGUCAAAAUAAAACUCAUUUAAAUCCAUUCUA